Messenger RNA from Rana temporaria (common frog), 2024 nucleotides. RefSeq names its product gastrula zinc finger protein XlCGF57.1-like. NCBI's taxonomy places the organism in Eukaryota, Metazoa, Chordata, Amphibia, Anura, Ranidae. Bases 1 to 1584 code for a protein of 527 amino acids. The record is from RefSeq and is a predicted model, not a curated record. The transcript is spliced from 2 exons.
AUGGAAGCAGAUGACCGUAAUGUCCGGAAUACAUCUGAGGAAUCUUCUGAUAAAUCACAUACCAGGACUCUAAGAUCUCACAGUAGAAAUACUUUAAUAGAUCCGUCUAUUCCCGAGGAAUCUUCUUCAGGGCAGGAAGGAGAUCACACAGAAGAAAGUUCAUUGUCAUGUUCAGUGUGUGGGAAACUUUUCACAAAAAAGAGAGACCUUCUUAAACAUAAAAAAAUUCACACAGGUGAACGUCCACAUUCAUGUUCAGAGUGCGGGAAAUGUUUCACUACCAAACAAAACCUUCUUAAACACUGGUACAGUCACACAGGUGAGCGACCUUUCUCAUGUUCAGAGUGUGGGAAAUCUUUCACGUCCAAAGGAGGCCUUGUGGAUCACCAGAGAGUUCACAAGGGUGAGCGUCCUUAUUCAUGUUCAGAGUGUGGGAAAUCUUUCAAGUCAAAAGGACCCCUUGUGUAUCACCAGAGAGUUCACACAGGUGAGCGUCCUUAUUCAUGUUCAGAGUGUGGGAAAUCUUUCACGGCCAAAGGAAGCCUUGUGGAUCACCAGAGAGUUCACAAGGGUGAGUGUCCUUAUUCAUGUUCAGAGUGUGGGAAAUCUUUCAAGUCGAAAGGAGGCAUUGUGUAUCACCAGAGAGUUCACACAGGUGAGCGUCCUUAUUCAUGCCCAGAGUGUGGGAAAUCUUUCAAGUCGAAAGGAUACCUUGUGUAUCACCAGAGAGGUCACACAGGUGAGUGUCCUUUUUCAUGUUCAGAGUGUGGGAAAUCUUUCACGUCGAAAGGAUACCUUGUGGAUCACCAGAGAGCUCACAUAGGUGAGCGUCCUUAUUCAUGCUUAGAGUGUGGGAAACCUUUCAAGUCGAAAGGAUCCCUUGUGUAUCACCAGAGAGUUCACACAGGUGAGCGUCCUUAUUCAUGUUCAGAGUGCGGGAAAUCUUUCUCACAGAAAGGAAACCUUGUGUAUCACCAGAGAGUUCACACAGGUGAGCGUCCUUAUUCAUGUUCAGAGUGUGGGAAAUCUUUCAAUCAGAAAGGACCCCUUGUGUAUCACCAGAGAGUUCACACAGGUGAGCGUCCUUUAUCAUGUUCAGAGUGUGGGAAAUCUUUCAAGUCGAAAGGAUCCCUUGUGUAUCACCAGAGAGUUCACAAGGGCGAGCGUCCUUAUUCAUGUUCAGAGUGCAGAAAAUCUUUCUCACAGAAAGGAAACCUUGUGUAUCACCAGCGAGUUCACACAGGUGAGCGUCCUUAUUCAUGUUCAGAGUGUGGGAAAUCUUUCAAUCAGAAAGGGCAACAUGUUAAACACCAGAGAGUUCACACAGGUGAGCGUCCUUAUUCAUGUUCAGAGUGUGGGAAAUCUUUCCGUUUGAAAGCAAGCCUUGAGUAUCACCAGAGAGUUCACAGGGGUGAGCGUCCUUAUUCAUGUUCAGAGUGCGGGAAAUCUUUCUCACAUAAAGGACACCUUGUGCAACACCAGAGAAUUCACACGGGUGAGCGUCCCUAUUCAUGUUCAGAGUGCGGGAAAUCUUUCACUUCGAAAGUAAACCUUGUGCAUCACCAGAAAACUCACACGAGAUAACAAUCUUUCUCAUAACAGUGGUGUGUUGGGGGAGGGGCGGAAUAUAUUGAAUUUUUUUCAGGUUCGGUUUGAUAGAUCUGAGUCUGCAGGGAUUGAAUUCUAGUAAUAUGAUCCUCUAAACAUACAGAGAUGACUCGGUCCCGCACUCACACAGACCGCACCAUACAACUAAACUGGGCUAACACAUUGCCAGAUAUGACAAUACAUGGACAACACUUCUUAUUUGUUGAUAUCGGUUUCUGUACAUUAUUGGUCUUUUUAUAUUUUAUUGUAGAAGCUCAUUGGUCCAACCAAUAAUACAUUUUUUUUUGUUUAUUAUCUUUAAUUAUAAAGAUUUAGAUUCUUCGUUUUUAUUGUUUGUUAACCACUUGAAGACCCCAAUGUUAAAUCCCAUUCCUGUCAAGACCAUUUUUUAGUUUUCGGCACCGUGAUACUUUGAC